AUGAUAAAAGAUGGUUAUAGAAUUCUAUUCACAGGAGGAGAUUACGGCGUUGUUGAAACUGUCGGACAGAUGUGGCGAGAUCACAGGAGGUUCGCUAUCCAUGUGCUAAGAGACCUGGGUCUUAGUAAGGACGUCAUGGAACGGCGAAUUCUUGCUGAAGUUGAGGCGAUGAGCGAAUAUUUGGUGACUGUUAUCUUUGCUGUAAUUAGUCUUUUCACUGCCCGAAGUAUUAAGGACAUCUUCGACGUUGGGGUUGGAUCAGUAAUCAAUCAGUUACUGUUCGGCUAUCGCUUUGAAGGAGACAAUCUCAAGGAGUUUCGUGAACUAAAAGGGAUGAUAUCUCGCCAUCUGAAGGAGUUCUCGCAUCCUUCGGGUUCUAUCAUGUUCCUUUACCCUUGGCUGAAAAUUCUGCCGUAUUUCGAAAGCAAGUGGAAGAAGUUCGUUAACUUUUUUUCGAAGUUUCUUUACAAUGUACUGAAGAGGUUGAUUCUCCAUCGCGAGGCCUUCUUUUCGUUUUUCGAUCGCCAGAUUGAGGCUCACCAAAAGGAUAUCGACUUCGAAACCGAAGAAUCCAACGACUACGUUGAAGCAUUUUUAAAGGAGAAAAGGCGUCGUGAAGAAAACGACGACAGUGAAUCGUUCAGGUGA
This is a messenger RNA of Angiostrongylus costaricensis, 648 nucleotides long. NCBI's taxonomy places the organism in Eukaryota, Metazoa, Nematoda, Chromadorea, Rhabditida, Metastrongylidae. The record is from the annotation of a GenBank genome assembly.